CGGCAGCAGGAGGAGGCGGCGGCGCUGAGGUACGGACGCCCGCCCCCAACAGGUGCAGGGUCCUCCCAUGAGCCGGCCCAGAGGGGACGGGGCUCGGCACCGCGUGGGGAGAGGAAGAGCCGGGCAGGGGUACCAGGCCCGGAGCGGGAGAACCGAGGGAGCCGUAGGGUGAGCGGCGAUCCCCAGCCGGGCCGGCCGCCUCCGGGUCCAUGAGCCGCCGCCAGCCGCCGCCCGGUUCUGCCGCCGCCGCCGGGCCCAGCUCCCCCAGCCCCGCUGCCGCUUCCGCCGCCGCUCCGCCGCCGCUCCGGAGGACGGUCCCGCUGUGAAGAGGAUGGCCAUGACCUUAGAGCAGGCCCAGCGGGUGGGCUACACCUUCCUGAAAGCACUCCUCAGGUUCGCUUUUAUGGUCGCCAAUAACCUGGUCGCUAUUCCGUCCUACGUCCUGUAUUUAAUUGUCCUGCAGCCUCUCCGACUGUUGGAUAGCGAGAGCUUCUGGUACAUCGAAGGAGUGAUGUUUAAAUGGCUGUUGGCUAUGGUGGCUUCCUGGGGCUGGUGGGCCGGAUACACAGUAAUGGAAUGGGGUGAUGAUGUUAAAGCGGUAUCAGAAGAUGAAGCUGUGGUGCUGGUGAACCAUCAAGCAACGGGUGAUGUCUGCACUCUGAUGAUGUGCCUUCAGGAUAAAGGCACGGUUGUCCGUCAGAUGAUGUGGCUGAUGGAUCAUAUUUUUAAGUAUACAAACUUUGGCAUUGUCUCACUAAUCCACGGAGACUUCUUUAUAAGACAGGGAAAAGCACACCGUGACCAGCAGCUCGUGUUACUCAAGGAGCAUCUAGAAAAAUAUUACCGGAGCCGCAAUCGGAAAUGGAUUGUUUUAUUUCCAGAGGGCGGCUUUCUUAGGAAAAGGAGGGAAACAAGCCAGGCAUUUGCCAAGAAAAACAAUUUGCCAUUUCUUCAGCAUGUCACCCUGCCAAGACUCGGGGCAACUCAAGUGAUUCUGAAAACACUUGUAGCUCCGCAAGAAAAUGGAACUCCUGCAGGUGGAGAUGCUGUGAUAAAAGAGAGCAAAUCAAAGGGUCUCCAGUGGGUGAUAGAUGCAACCAUUGCAUAUCCCAAAGGUGAACCUAUAGACAUCCAAACCUGGAUUCUUGGCUACCGACAACCAACAGUUACACAUGUACAUUACAGGAUUUUUCCAAUUAAAGAUGUACCUGCAGAGCCCGAAGCUCUCUCACAGUGGCUGUAUCAACGAUUCAUUGAAAAGGAGGAUCUCUUGUCCCAUUUCUAUGAAACAGGAGCUUUUCCUUCACUGCAGGGUCAAACAAAAGCUGUUUCUCGGGAGAUGACCCUCAGCAACCUGUGGCUGGUCGGCAUACAAUCACUUGCGUUUUUGUCAGGCGGUAUGUGGUACUGCAUCUUACAGUAUUUUUAUCAUUGCCUGUUUUAAAAGUGGAAUGGGACCUGAGGACACAGUGGGAAUCGAGGCUCUUGCAAAUGAGUACCAUGUUGUAUGUGCAAAUGUGAGUAUACAAGAGUAAAGGAGAAUACUGGACGGACUCUCACCUCUCUUUGGGGAAAUUUUAAACUCCGCUGAAAGAGAAGAUCAGUAGCAUAGUGACCUGAUGAUGUAUUAUUUUAAGAAUUGUCUGUAUUUUUAAGAAGUGUAUACUCUCACCCACACUUGAGCAAACUCAGCAUUUGGACAAAAGGUGCAAUCGUACAACCACCGUAGAAGAAUGUCUGCAACAAGAAAACCGUCACCAUAAGUAUUUCUCGGCGUUGUAGUUAGAGCUCAGAAAACUCAGCAACUUGUCUCUUCAGUAGUCUGUGCAGCAUUGGUGUGGUAGAGAUUCCUCAUUUGCACAAACGUGUGCUUUAUUGCAGCUCAUUGUGCUGGAGCCAGAGAUUUCAGCGGAGCUGAUGGCGGCAUCUUUGCCAUUGCCUAGUCAGCAGCUGCUGUCUCAAACUCAUUGAUCUCAAACCGAGACCCCAGCAGGGUCCUGUUCAGGUGUGUUUCGUGAGGAAUCAGUCCUUAAAAAAGCAUUGCCUCAUCAUAGUGUGAUUAGAAGUUAUCCGUAGUUGAUGAAUCAGCCCAUCCCUGCUGUGGUCUUACCAUCAGCUAACCGAAUUCUGUGUGCUACCCGUAGCUCAUAUUAUGAGGAAACUUGGCAAAUUAUAGUCACUUGAUCUGUUUUUCUCCCUUUGUUCAGAAUACAUCUAGUUGACCAUCGUCACUUUUCUAAAUGCACUUUUAAAGGCGAAAAUACAGUGAAAGAAAGACACAGGGAGUAGGGGAAAGCUUUAUCUGCCAUGCAUCGACCAAUUGCCAGAGCAAUGCCAGCUGUUUCUGAAGGCCCGCUGGUGCUGCUGGUGAUUUUUAGCCACCUUUGUACUUUGUAUACUGCAGUCCAACCAAGGUGACCUUUGAGUGGUUUAUAGAGGCCUUUUUCUCCCCUGCUAGUUGCAACAGCACUAAAUGUACUUGUGGGAGAGUUUAAAUGAUUCAAUGCCAACCAUCUUAAUGUUUUGCUAAGAAAUAACAGAGGAAAACUAGUUUCUUAGAAAAAUACAUAUUAAAAAACAAACAAAAAAAAAAUAGUAGGUGUAAUUGCUACCAUGAAUCUCUAUGAGGAUAUCACUAGAAAAGAAAAGCAAAAGCAAGGGUAAAUCAUCUGAGUGACUAUACAGAGGGCAGUAUUAAUUAGCUCACCAGCAUGCUGAAAAUCAUAAUGGAAGAAUGAAGUCAUUUUAAAGGCAAAGCAGAACAGAAGUUCAGCUCCGUUUCCAGAUGUAUAAAACGAGAUGCUCUCUAAAGGGAGUCUGCGGUGUGUGUCCUGACCCCGGCUGGUCUAGUUGGCAUUGUCUUUGUGUGAUUAUACACAGAUUUGAGAGAGCUGUUCCUAAAAUAAAAUUAAUCUCUCUAAAUACGAGCAGAGGAGCCAGAACUUGAGAUGUGGCAAUGCUGCCUUUUGUACGGUGGUUUUACUGAGAACCAAGUAAGCCCUCAGCGGUUUUGGCUCUCAGUUAGUGAUAUUGAUCCCUCUUCUCCUGCUAUCGAAUCUGUGGGCGACAUGCAGAAACAAACACAGUCAGUUCCUUUGGAGGAGCAGGAUGAGCGUACCAACGUAUGAGGCAAGGCUGAUUUCCUUGAUGUAAUUGAAAAGCCCUUUGUCAAAUUUGCCACUUCUCUCUCGCUCUAAAAUGAGCUUUAUCUUGAAGUAGCUCUGUGAGGAUGGCUGUGAAACCACAGACUGUGACAAGUUCCCCUGAGCUGUGAGUCCCCUCAUGGACUUACAUGUACCACUGCAGUGGGAAGGCAAAGGACAGCGUUUAUCUAGAUAUAGAGCCUUAAUAUUUUAUUUAGGAUGCUGUCUGUAAAUCCCACCUGUCUUACACCUAGCCCCAUACCUGAACGCUGGUGUAACAUAAAGCCACUUGAGAAGAGGUAUGCUCUGAAAAGGGAGUCUAAGUCCUUUCCUGUUGCUCUUGCUAAAUCACAGCUGAUGGAAUGAAUGUAUUUAAUCUGCUUUUUUCCAGGCAGGUUCUGGGGCAGCCCAUCACCAUCAGGUGUGAGUGGUCAGGCUGCAGCAAUUGGGCACAAAUGGACUCUCAAAACUGCAGAAUGCAGUUGGUGAGCUAAUCAUUGCUGUCCUCCACAGGGUGGGUCGAUCAGAGCCACAGAGAUGCCCUUAUUUUACAGCUGUUUUAACGUGAGAUAGGACAGACUGGAGUGAUAAGAAAAGGGAAGUUUCUAUAAGCAGAUUGCACAGCAGUAACUUGCACCUGGAGGCUGUUUGUAACUGAUCCAGUAAACUCCAUGUAAGAGCAUACUCUUUUUUCCUUUGCAAUGCAGUAUUUUUUCCAAUGGAUUGCAGUCAACAGCGAGUGUUCACACACUGCCUGAAGAAAUUAGUAAUGCGCAAUAAUGUUUCAGGUAAUCCUGUGGUUCAUCUGGUCCCGUGCAUUUUCAGUUAGUUCCUUUAAGGUUCUCAGUAUUGAGAGACAUCUGUUUGAAAGCACUGGUUGUUGUUUUGAUAGGUUGAGUAAAUAGUAUUAGGUCUUAGGCUUCUUUCCUGCCUGCUCUGGAACAUGUGAACAGAGUGUGAUGUUGUCUCUGGCUCCGGCUGAGCUGCUGUAGGUGACAGUCGAAUGAAACUGAAGAAAAUCCAAAGUAUCCUCCCAGCAUGAACUCGGAUGCUACUUUAUGUGUUGGUGAAGGCCAGAGCUUGGCAGGCAAGCUUGUAAAACAUUGGAUCCCUGUGGGUUCCGGCUGGGUCGGACCUUCUGGCGUUGGCUGGGGCUACAGCUGGGGCAGGCGCUGUGCUGCUGCAGCCAAGGGUGUCCUCUUCUGAAGAGUUCAACCUGCACUUGAUAGAAGUGUUUGUGAACCAUGCAGUUGAUCACAAAAUGGUUAAUUGCUGUGAUUUUAAAUACGUGUUAGGAGAAAUAAUAUGGGAGAAUGUAUAUAGUGACAACAGGAUGAAAGAAAUAAAUGGAAAGCUGUUGCACACACAAGUGAGAACAUGGCGGUUCAAGUUCAUUGUGAAUAAAGGCGUUUCUCUGUCAGGGUUGUGCUCAACAUUCCUAAGUUUCUCCGUUUAAUUGUUCAUAAACAAGUUUCACUGCAAACUGUGCAGGUCCCAAUGGCUUCGCGUUACUGCUCUUACUGAACUUCAUCAGAAGAAGAUGAUCUGCCCCUCCAAAACGAGCAGCACUUCUAUUUUAGUGCCCUUUGCGUGUACCUUCCACACAGAUUCUCUUUCGUUGUAUGUAUGGUUCUGUUACCACUCAUUUCGACAGUGAUGACUCUGGCAGGAGGGAUUUAUUUUUUUUCCAGCUGCUCUCAUCAGAUUCUGAAAAGAAAGAUUGCAAUUAACCUCACUGCCCUGAAAAUUACCAGCUUCCUUCUCCCUGUUCCACCCCGAGCCUCAAAACAGGAUGCAUCUUGCUGCAUUGAAAUGACUGCUGUGGUACUGCUCCUUACCCAUCUUCUUGUACACGAUGUCAUUGUUUGGGGCGUUUGGCCAUAAAGUGCUGUUAACUCUGUCAAUUUUGUUUGCCUAAGUGAAUGCAGAUACACCAAUCACUGUGUGUGACAGAUCCAGCUGCUCCGCUUUGCCUUGACAUACAGUGUUGGAACCAAAGGCACUUAAAGCUGGGAGCGGGCGCGUUCUGAGGCAGCAAGGCUGGAGGCUGCAUGCUGGGCUGAUACAAUCACACAACGUAAUGAUGCAUCCGGGUACUGUAUCGUUUGGAAAUAGUGGAGCCAUGCGAAAUAAAGGGUUAUUUUGCAAAACUGCAUACUUGAGAACUUUUACACUUCUUUGCUUUUUUUUUUUAAGAACAACAAUUGCAAGAGCAAAACAAAAUCCAUUCUGUGAUUUUUUAAGUCUGCGUGCAUUAUGAACGCUCCUGAGCAAUGUCAGCUUUCCUGUGCUAAAGCUGUGGAGUCUGCCUGGGAUGCAGGAAGGAUUGAGAAGGAUUCUGUGUGUUUUGAAGUCCAAUCUUUGGUUUAAGCACUGAAUGCUGAAGUUUAAUGAUACACUGAACAGUUGUCCUCUUACAGUGAGCGAGUGCUUUUAAAGCUUCUCUGCAAUGGUGUUCGUUUUGGACCAUAAAAGUUAGUUUUCUUGAUAGCAAUUAUGUUAGCAUCCGAUUUUCUCCUUCCCCACGUUAACCACGCCAUGCUCUGUAUGACAGAUGGGUGCAGUUACCCUGUGACUGUGCAGAUGGCUGUUGUGGAUGGAUUUGUUGCACUGGAAUUAUUUCAUUGGGUUUUCACCAGGUAUUUCCAGCAGCCACGAUGUUGUUCAGAACUGCAGGCAGAUACCAGAGGAAGCAUUUCUCUUCAGAGGCUCUCAGAACAAAACAGCAGAGAUGUUUUUGUUUGAGGGCUGUUAUUUAUUGUGCUUGUAUCUAAUAGAUGCACAGUCUGUGCUCGCUAUGAAGACCACAAAUACUAGGGGGAAAAAAACCAGUUCACCAUGCAGCUGAGAGUUAAGUGACAGCAUUGGUUAUGGAGCUCUGUGGAAGGAUAAAUAGAGGAACCUCUUUGUACCAGCAGCGGUGUGAGGGGAGGAGUGGAGCAGCAGGUUGGGGAAAGCAAUUCCUGCAGCCAUCCUCUGCUCAGGUACCUGCUGGAAGCUGUGGGUGCUCUGCCUGCAGUUCCUGCGCAGGGUGCUGUGUAGCAAUGAUUCCCCUCAAAGUUCCUAAGAGUUCGUGGGAUGCUGGGAACAGAACCCAUGUCCCCACUGAGCCCAGGCUGCUGCCACCCAGGAGAGAUGGGAGUCCGACCUUGUGAGUGAGGCCGUAGUCGUUUGGCAGAUGCACCUGUUGAAAAGCGCAGUCUGCUUUUAAACAGCUUCAUCUGGGCAAAGCCAUGUGGAGCAGAACAGCCCCAUCCAUUCUGCAGCCCUGACACAGCGCUCAGUUGCCACGUGCAGCGUUACCUGCUCAGCGUGCAGUGCUGCAGUGUGACCCAGCAAGGAAUUCCUCGGUGUGGAGGAGGAGUCUGGCCAGCAGUGAUGGCUGAAGCUCCAUCUACCUCUUUGUUUCCCCUCUGGGCUUUGUGCUCUUCGUUGUGUGGUGUUUUCCUGUGAGGGGUGGGGGGGAGUUGGGGAGGAAAAGCCUGAAAUCUAAAUGAAGACACGGGUGGGAGACCCACUGCUCACCGGCUGUGUCAUCGUUCUGAGAAGCCAUUGUUGUAAAUCCAUUCCUGCCUCGUGUUAAAUGUUUGUUUGAAAAAAAAAUGGAAACAAAAGUCUUUCCUGCUGGGAAGAAAAGAUGUAUUUUUAAAAAGGAAGACGUCCUUUUGGCUAAAGGAAUGUCAGCUGUCUGAGUUGUGCCCAUAUCAUGACGUGCUGGUCAGAUAUAAAUAAAUCUGUAUCUCUCAGGA
This is a messenger RNA of Coturnix japonica (Japanese quail), 6892 nucleotides long. The record is from RefSeq and is a predicted model, not a curated record. NCBI's taxonomy places the organism in Eukaryota, Metazoa, Chordata, Aves, Galliformes, Phasianidae.